This is a messenger RNA of Equus quagga, 3499 nucleotides long. RefSeq names its product neuronal tyrosine phosphorylated phosphoinositide-3-kinase adaptor 1 (gene NYAP1). Gene Ontology annotation, biological process: phosphatidylinositol 3-kinase/protein kinase B signal transduction; neuron projection morphogenesis. The transcript has 7 exons. Bases 223 to 2757 code for a protein of 844 amino acids. The record is from RefSeq and is a predicted model, not a curated record. NCBI's taxonomy places the organism in Eukaryota, Metazoa, Chordata, Mammalia, Perissodactyla, Equidae.
UGGGGGCGGACCCGGAGGCGGGGCUGUCUCUGCGGCAGGGCCCAGCUCGGCUCCCCCCGGUCUCUCUCUGUCUCUCCUCCUCCCUCCUCCUGCUCCGGGCGGAGCCCGGCAUGGGGGGGCCGGCGCCCGGCAGGCCAGUGGAUCCGGGACCCAGGGAGGGCUGCCCCCCGGGCCUGGUGGCGCUGAGCAGGGCCCCCCAGCCCCCACCUCCUGCCCCACGACAUGAACCUCCUCUACCGAAAAACCAAGCUGGAGUGGAGGCAGCACAAGGAGGAGGAGGCCAAGAGGAGCUCCAGUAAGGAGGUGGCUUCCGCAGGCCCGGCAGGGCCCGGGGCUGGCCCGGGGCCCGGGGUCCGCGUGCGGGACAUCGCCUCGCUGCGCCGCUCCCUCAGGAUGGGCUUCAUGACAAUGCCCGCCUCCCAGGAGCACACCCCCCACCCCUGCCGCAGCGCCAUGGCCCCACGCUCCCUCUCCUGCCACUCGGUGGGCAGCAUGGACAGUGUUGGGGGUGGGCCUGGGGGCGGUGGUGGGGGUCUCACAGAGGAUGGCAGCACUCGGAGACCCCCGGCCAAGCCCCGGAGACACCCCAGCACCAAGCUCAGCAUGGCAGGGUCUGGGGCAGAGACACCCCCCAGCAAAAAAGCAGGCUCACAGAAGCCAACCCCAGAGGGCCGAGAGUCCAGCCGGAAGGUUCCUCCACAGAAGCCCAGGCGAAGCCCCAAUACCCAGCUCUCUGUCUCCUUCGAUGAGUCCUGCCCCCCAGCCCCCUCCCCUCGAGGGGGGAACCUGCCUCUUCAGCGCCUCAGCAGGGGCUCCUGCGUAGCUGGGGACCCUGAGGUGGGUGCCCAAGAAGAAGAGCCCGUGUACAUUGAGAUGGUGGGGGACGUCUUCAGGGGAGGAGGGCGAAGUGUGGGGUGCCUCACUGGGCCCCCUCUUGGGGGUGGGGGCCCGACCCCUCCAGCUGGCGCCGACUCGGACUCAGAAGAGAGUGAGGCCAUAUAUGAGGAGAUGAAGUACCCGCUGCCUGAGGAGGCAGGGGAAGGCCGGGCCAAUGGGGUCCCUCCGUUGACAGCGACCUCCUCGCCACACCAGCCUCAAGCCCUUCAGCCCCACAUGCACCGCCGUCCAGCCUCAGCCCUCUCAAGCCGGAGGGACGGGACACCCACCAAAACCACUCCUUGUGAAAUCCCCCCGCCCUUCCCCAACCUCCUCCAGCACCGUCCUCCGCUCCUGGCUUUCCCCCAAGCCAAGUCUGCUUCCCGAACCCCUGGCGAUGGGGUCUCGAGGCUACCGGUCCUCUGCCACUCCAAGGAGCCAGCCGGCUCCACCCCAGCUCCCCAAGUGCCUGCCCGGGAGCGGGAGACGCCUCCCCCGCCGCCGCCGCCGCCUCCUGCUGCCAACCUGCUGCUGCUGGGACCCUCGGGCCGGGCCCGGAGCCACUCAACACCGUUGCCGCCCCAGGGCUCUGGUCAGCCUCGGGGGGAGCGGGAGCUCCCCAACUCCCACAGCAUGAUCUGCCCCAGGGCGGCAGGGGUGCCAGCAGCCCUUCCUGCCCCGGCCGCCUUGCUCCCCGGCCCCCCCAAGGACAAGGCUGUGUCUUACACCAUGGUGUACUCAGCAGUCAAGGUGACCACGCACUCCGUCCUGCCAGCUGGUCCGCCCCUGGGUGCUGGGGAACCAAAGACGGAGAAAGAGAUCUCAGUUCUCCAUGGGAUGCUGUGCACCAGCUCGAGGUCCCCCAUGCCUGGGAAGUCCAGUCCCCACAGCGGGGCCAUGGGGGCAGCAGCUGGGGUUCUCCAUCACCGCGGCUGCCUGGCCUCCCCACACAGCCUUCCGGACCCAACUGCAGGCCCCCUGACCCCUCUUUGGACCUACCCAGCUACAGCAGCUGGCCUCAAGAGACCCCCUGCCUAUGAGAGCCUCAAGGCUGGGGGGGUGCUGAAUAAGGGCUGUGGAAUGGGGGCCCCAUCCCCCAUGGUCAAGAUCCAGCUGCAGGAGCAAGGGACCGAUGGGGGUGCCUUUGCCAGCAUCUCCUGCGCCCACGUCAUCGCCAGUGCAGGGACACCAGAGGAGGAAGAAGAGAUGGGUGCCACGACAUUUGGGGCAGGCUGGGCUCUGCAGAGGAAGGUCCUGUAUGGAGGGAGGAAGGCACAAGAGCUGGACACAGAGGUCGAGGACGGUGCCCGAGCCUGGAAUGGCAGUGCCGAGGGUCCAGGCAAGGUGGAGCGUGAGGACAGGGGCCCCCUGGCAUCAGGGAUCCCAGUGAGGAGCCAGGGGGCAGAGGGCCUGCUGGCCAGGAUCCACCACGGAGGGGACCGAGGAGGGAGCCGCACGGCGCUGCCUGUACCCUGCCAGACCUUCCCUGCCUGCCACCGCAAUGGAGACUUCACGGGAGGCUACCGCCUGGGGCGCUCCGCCUCCACCUCUGGAGUCCGGCAGGCUGCACUCCACACCCCCCGGCCCUGCAGCCAGCCCAGGGAUGCCCCCAGCCAGACCCACCCCGCACUGCCGCUGCCGCUGCCGCUGCCCCUGCCGCCCCAGCCAGCCCGCGAGCGCGACGGGAAGCUGCUAGAGGUGAUUGAGCGCAAGCGCUGCGUGUGCAAGGAGAUCAAGGCGCGCCACCGCCCCGACCGAGGCCUCUGCAAGCAGGAGAGCAUGCCCAUCCUCCCCAGCUGGCGGCGGGGGCCCGAGCCCCGCAAGUCCGGCACCCCGCCCUGCCGCCGGCAGCACACCGUCCUCUGGGACACUGCGAUCUGAGGAGGGCGGGACUGGGGAGCGGGGUUGGGGUGCGCCCGGCUCUCCAGGAGACUUGCCUUGAAAGAGGGACACUUGAAGGACCAGGGGAGGAAGAGCCCCGCCCUCCACCCUAAGCCCGGAGACGGGGAGUCUGCCAGGCCCAUCGGGCUUGGGGCGCCAGCAGCACCCCCAGAAAUUCGGGAGAGCAGGAGGGUUUGCUUGAGGUUGGGAGUGAGGCCCUCCCCUGCUCUCCCCACUGAGCCAGGUAGACCCCUCCUCCUGAGAGGUCAAAGGCCAAGCCGGAGGUCAGCAUGGGGGAGGUGGGAGGGGUUAGGGAGGCAGAAGCGGGGCGGGUCAACUGAAGAACAGGGACUACAGAGUGAGAGAUGGAGGGGCUCUUUUAUAGAGUCGGGAAUGGGGAGGGGGUAUUUAUUUUGUUAUUUAUUUUGGUCCGGAGGGCAAUUCUGGGUCCUUCUGACCUACUCUUGAGCAGGCAGUAGGAGUGGCGGGCAAUGAAAGGGAACCAAGUUUGCACUCUCCCCAAUGCCUCAAGGCCCCACCGUCCAUGCCCACCCCAAAGCUAGGGAUUGGUCUGGAGUGGGGAGUGGAGCAAGAGAAGGGAGGGGCUCCAAGAGCUGAGGGCCGAAGACUCAUUUGCAGUAUUUACAAGUCGCCAGAAUUGGGUAGUGAGCGUGGCCUGCUCCAAAAUAGGCAUCUUAUUUAGCUCUGGAGUGAGGGUCUAGCACCAGGGAUCGCGAGAUGA